Lactuca virosa is the source of this 1176-nucleotide messenger RNA. The record is from the annotation of a GenBank genome assembly. Lineage: Eukaryota; Viridiplantae; Streptophyta; Magnoliopsida; Asterales; Asteraceae.
AUGUACGAAUAUCAAAUUGAGGGGAGGGGAAAGAGCAGCGAGCGACGGAGACGAGAAAACAACGACUGCGAUAAAGAGGAUUAUAAAAGCAGAGUAAUGGAUGCUCAAGCAAAGAAGAAGGCACUGUAUCGUGCUAAAUUGAAAGCGCAAAAGCAGGAUAAACGUAUUGAUUCUCCUCUCGUAAGGUACAAUGAAUCUGAUCAACCAGUCUGUAGGGUUUGUGAUAUUGUCCUAAAAUCUGACUCUGCUUGGGGUGCACACCAAAUAUCUGCUAAGCAUCGCGAGGCGAUUAAAAAUGUAAAAGCAAAUGCUGCUGCAGCUAGUAAGGUUAACAAUGUAAAGCCCGGUGGUUCUACAGAAUCUGGUAAAGUCAAACCUGUUGACUCAGUUAAAAGUCAAACCGAACCAGCUCAACCUAAACCUCAAUCUGUACUUCCUUCUGAUUUCUUUGAUAAGCCUGACACAAAAAGGCAAAAGAAUGAAAUCAGUAAUGCAAAGAUAAUGGAGAAUGAUAAAAAGAAGAAGGUGGUGGGUGGUGUUCAAGUUCAAGUUACAAAUGUGUUUAAUGUGGAUAAUAAAAGAGCUUCAGAGACCAUAGAUGAUGAGAUUGAGGGCUCUGAGACACGAACUCUUCCGGAAGGUUUCUUUGAUGAUAAAGAUGCUGAUCUACGUGCACGUGGAAUUAAACCUGUUAAGCUAGAUAUCAAAGACGAAUACAAGGAGUUUGAGAAGUUGAUCCAAGAGGACUUGAAGGAGGUAGACAAUCGGUUAGAAGAGGAAGAGUAUGACGCUGCUGAGAUGAUCGAAGAAGCUGAAACCGCAGAGCAAAGGAGUUGUAGGGAGAGAGUGGAAUUAUUCAAGAGGAAAAAAUUGGAGCUUAAGGCCACAAGGUCAGACAAGCAAAAGCAAAGUAAAGCUUCACAAGUGGUUGAGAAAGAAAGUAGUGUUGAUGAGUCAUCGAGUGACGUGGACAGUGAUGAUGACGUGGACUGGAGAGCUAAACAUUUGUAGACACAGUUUCCCUUGGUGAUUAAAGUUUUUGACCAAAUCCUUCAAGUCAAUGAGUGAGAGAUACUGGUACUUCUUGUUUAGACAUCACAUAUUUUCAAGUUCAUCAUCAUCAUCCUUGUAAUCCAACCUCCUAAUUAGUUACAAUUUUACCCCUAUGGUUUGUAU